CCCUCCCCCAUUUUCAAUUAGCCCCUGAUGGGUGGAGUAAAGCAAUCAGGAGUAAGUACAGCUCAUCUGGAGCCUGCUCCCUCAGUCUGCCACAGACUCCACACAGGCACACACUCCUCUGACAGGAAGGUAAGCGAUCCUGGAUCAAAAUGACAGAACGCUAUGAUUGCCACUACUGCAAGGAGUCCCUGUUUGGGAAGAAGUAUGUUCUGCGAGAGGAGAAUCCAUACUGUGUGAAAUGUUAUGAAAGUCUGUACUCCAACACCUGUGAGGAGUGCAAGAAGCCCAUUGGAUGUAACACCAGGGAUCUAUCCUACAAGGACCGACACUGGCAUGAGGACUGUUUCAAGUGCUUUCAGUGCAAGCGCUCCCUGGUGGACAAGCCCUUCUCUACCAAGGAUGAGCAGCUCCUUUGCACUGAGUGCUACUCCAAUGAGUAUUCCUCCAAGUGCCACGAAUGCAAGAAAACCAUCAUGCCAGGCUCCAGGAAGAUGGAGCACAAGGGGAACAGCUGGCACGAGACCUGCUUCACCUGCCAGCGAUGCCAACAGCCUAUUGGCACCAAGAGCUUCAUCCCCAAGGAAAACCAGAACUUCUGCGUGCCCUGCUAUGAGAAACAGUUUGCCAUGCAUUGUGUGCACUGCAAGAAGCCCAUCACCACUGGCGGGGUGACCUACCGAGACCAGCCCUGGCACAAGGACUGCUUCCUUUGCACGAGCUGCAAGCAGCAGCUGUCUGGGCAGAGGUUUACCUCUAGAGACGACUUUGCCUACUGCCUCAACUGCUUCUGCAACCUUUACGCUAAGAAGUGUGCCUCAUGCACCACCCCUAUUAGCGGUCUUGGAGGCAGCAAGUAUAUUUCCUUUGAGGAGCGCCAGUGGCACAAUGACUGCUUCAACUGUAAGAAGUGCUCCGUGUCCCUGGUUGGCCGUGGCUUUCUCACUGAACGCGACGACAUCCUGUGCCCAGAGUGCGGCAAAGACAUCUAAUUCAGUCUGAGUGAUGACGGUUACAUCCGACAGGAUGACCGUGCUAUGAUCAAGGAAUGAUGCUGACUUGAUAAAGUCUACUCGAGCACAAUGCAUAGCAUCUAUAACAUCUUUACUACACAGCAUUACUACAAAUGUAUAUGAAAUACAAACUACUAACAGUGUCAUUUGAGUUUAGAUGGCUUAUUUAAGUUAAAUCUUCACUCUGAAAAAAGAAAAGUUACUAAUCAAGUAAAUGUAAGCAUGAAUGUGCUGUAAUGUGCUUAUGAAAACAAAAUGUAUUCAAGUAGAUACUGUAUGAAGCAUCCUGAAGAAAAUUACUGCACACUGUCAGCUUUAAAGAAUGAUUAUUACUGCUUUGUGCAUGGACUUGCGUGAUUAUGUAAUUAGAGGUUUUGUGAUAUUUAACCAAUUAAAUAAUAAAAUUGCACAUUUGUUCAUAUAAAUGAAUAAUUAUACAUUUUGCAUGAAACAUGAAUAAUUAUAAAUAAAUAAAUAACUGAAUAUAUUUUGCAUGAAAUAACAUAAUUUCAGUAAUUCAAAAAAAAAAAACAGGGCCAGUCGAGAUGUUUCUAUUGAUAAUUUACACAGAGAAAAGAUGUAGAAACAGCCUCAAUUUUAUGGGAUUUUAUUAUUUUAUUUAAAAAACAAAAAACAAACACUUAUGCAAACAUGGAUUCAAAACAGCUUUCUAUGUGUCUUGAUUAACUCCACAUCAGUGACACUAACUGCAAAGUCAAUUUCU
Messenger RNA from Archocentrus centrarchus (flier cichlid), 1734 nucleotides. Its product is annotated as four and a half LIM domains protein 2. Lineage: Eukaryota; Metazoa; Chordata; Actinopteri; Cichliformes; Cichlidae. The transcript has 6 exons. Gene Ontology annotation, cellular component: nucleus; Z disc. The record is from RefSeq and is a predicted model, not a curated record. Bases 150 to 989 code for a protein of 279 amino acids. Gene Ontology annotation, molecular function: transcription coregulator activity.